AUGACUGCUCUCAAGCACAAAGCACAUGAAUUUGGCAUCGAACUGCCUAUUCUUGAGGCUCAUGCAUUCUCUACUGCUGACGCUGGUCUGCAUGCUCCUCACUGGCCUUGGGAAACAAACUAUUGGUGGACAACAUUCGACCAUGCUUCUCUGCGUCGUGGUUACCAAGUCUAUCGUGAGAUCUGUGCUGCAUGCCAUUCCAUGGACUACAUCUAUUGGCGUAACUUGGUCGGUGUUACCCACACUGAAAACGAAGCCAAAGAAAUGGCUGCUGAAUACGAAUACAAGGAUGGUCCAGAUGACAAAGGAGAGUACUAUAUGCGUCCUGGAAAGCUGACUGACCCUAUGCCUCGACCAUACCCUAACGAAGAGUCUGCUCGUGUAGCUAACGCUGGUUCCUAUCCUCCUGAUCUUUCAUGUAUUGUCCGUGCUCGUCAUGGUGAUGCUGACUAUAUCAUGUCCUUGUUGCUUGGAUACUGCGAACCUCCUGCGGGUAUUUCUAUGCGCGAGGGUCUUCACUACAACCCAUACUUCCCAGGUGGUGCCAUUGGCAUGGCUCGCUCCAUCUACGACGAGGUUGUUGAUUACGAAGAUGGUACUCCCAACAACGCCUCUCAACUUGCCAAGGAUGUCACUACGUUCCUUACAUGGUCUUCUUAUCCAGAGCACGAUCAGCGUAAAAAGAUGGGUCUCAAGACCAUUGCCAUUGCUUCGACUAUUCUUUGUUUUGCAAUUUGGUGGAAGCGAUUCAAGUGGAGCCAUCUCAAGUCAAAAAAGAUUGUGUUCCAGCCUCAAAAGGUAUAG
Batrachochytrium dendrobatidis JAM81 is the source of this 804-nucleotide messenger RNA. RefSeq names its product ubiquinol--cytochrome-c reductase catalytic subunit CYT1. NCBI's taxonomy places the organism in Eukaryota, Fungi, Chytridiomycota, Chytridiomycetes, Rhizophydiales. Gene Ontology annotation, biological process: mitochondrial electron transport, ubiquinol to cytochrome c. Gene Ontology annotation, molecular function: electron transfer activity; heme binding. Bases 1 to 804 code for a protein of 267 amino acids. The transcript is spliced from 4 exons. The record is from RefSeq and is a predicted model, not a curated record.